GCCGUGAAAGAACAUUCUAAGCAUUUUCUUGCACAUUUACUCACCAAAAAGAUCGAAAAACAGCAUGGGCACUGAAGGCUCGAGUAGUCUUCCAGUGAUAGAUUUCUCUUUUUCAGAAUUAAGGCCAGGCUCUCCUCCCUGGGACUUGGUGAAAUCCCAAGUUGGAAAAGCCGCUGCGGAGUUUGGUUGCUUCCAGGCUUUGUUCAACAAAAUUCCUCAAGACCUUCGAAACGCAAUGAAUGGAGCAAUGGAAGAGAUGUUGCAAUUGCCUUUGGAAACGAAACGGCGCAAUGUUUCUGAAAAACCAUAUCAUGGUUAUCUUGGAUCAACUUCAGCAAGGUCAUCAAUCUAUGAGGGCCUGUGCAUAGUUGAACCUAGUAUCUACGAUAUGGUCGAAAACUUCACCAAUGUCUUGUGGCCUGAAGGGAACAUAAAAAUCAGCAAAACUGUGCAUUUAUUCUCUGAACCAGUGCUGGAAUUAGGUCAAAUAGUAAGGAGGAUGAUUGUGGAAAGCUUGGGUGUUGAGAAAUACUUGGAUGAGCAUAUAAACUCAACAUACAAUCUUCUCAGGGUCGCCAAAUAUGAGGCACCCCAAACUACAGAGAAAAAGACAGGGCUCAUGGCUCACACAGACAAGAACAUAACAAGCAUACUGUACCAAAAUGAGGUGGAUGGGUUAGAGAUACAAACCAAAGAUGGAGAAUGGAUCCCUGUGAAGCUUUCACCAGAUUCUUUUUUAAUCAUAAUCGGGGAAUCUUUCAAUGCUUGGACAAAUGGUCGACUGUAUAGCCCAUACCAUCGAGUUAUGCUGAGUGGAAGCAAGACAAGGUACUCUGCUGCGUUCUUUUCAGUCCCAAAGGAAGGCUACAUAAUAAAAGCCUUGGAAGAGCUAGUGGACGAAGACCACCCCUUGCUGUAUAAGCCUUUUGAUUACAGUGACUAUCUUAAUCGCCGUUUUGCAGAUGAUGGGAAGAUCAAAUCUAUACCUGCUCUGAAGAAUUAUUUUGGUAAUGGUAUCUGAUAUAUUUGGCCGUGUCAGUUCUGAUUCAGGGGUGACUAUUUGUUUAUGAAGGAGUGAACUUGGCAGCUAAAGUUCACAUUUCUGGUAACUAUAAAAUGAAAAGUCUGGACAUUGGCUAAUAGGUAAGUGGUGAAAUGCCUACCUCAUAAUGUAGUUAGUCAAGGGCUCUAAUCCCGACAAUUUCAAUCCGAAGAAAAAGAAUGUUUGUACAAGUGUGAAUUUGUGUGUGAGAUAUUGCACUUUGUUUAUUUAUGAUAUGCAAUUUGAGCUCCUUUUUCAUGAUA
This is a messenger RNA of Hevea brasiliensis (rubber tree), 1305 nucleotides long. RefSeq names its product probable 2-oxoglutarate-dependent dioxygenase AOP1. The coding region runs from base 65 to 1021 and encodes 318 amino acids. The transcript is spliced from 3 exons. NCBI's taxonomy places the organism in Eukaryota, Viridiplantae, Streptophyta, Magnoliopsida, Malpighiales, Euphorbiaceae. The record is from RefSeq and is a predicted model, not a curated record. Gene Ontology annotation, molecular function: dioxygenase activity.